AUGUUCUCAUCUGUCAGUCAAAUCGGCGCCACUUUUCGCUCGGAAUGGAACUUGGCGAAGGAUAAGGCGAACGCCCGUGUCCAGACUUCCAAAAUCAAAACUAAGGAGGCCAAAAACAACUCUUCCAAGGUGAAGAACUCGUCGACAACGACCGAUUGUUCUGUCGAGCUGCAGGCGGACAAAUAUCCAGAAGAUCAAAUUCAGAAAUUUCUUUUCUCUGUUUAUAAUAGAGUUAGCGCACAAUUGGAGGCAAAUAUCCGCUCAGUUAACAAAGUGAACCGAUUGACGGGAGACCGUUCCAUGCUCGAAAAUGACAUUUCGCUGGAAUACGAAAAUAAACCCGUAGUAACCGCGAUUGGCUCUGGAGCGACUGUAAUAUCUGUCUUUGGCGAUAGCCUUUGCUACUGGAAUCUUACGAGAAGUCCUGUGAAGAUAGACGUUCCUGACAGGGUUGUUCCAUGUCCAUCCGCACCGCGGGUGUUAAAGACAUGCCCGGCCUACCCAGAACUACUUGUGGUCGGAUUCAACAACGGCGACGUACGAGUUCUUGCCAACGACGAUUGGGGGAUCUGUCAGCACUGCCAUCGCUCCCCUGUACGAGCAAUUGACUGGUCAAAGAACAACGCGCAGUUGGUGCUCUCGGCAGACUUUGAUUCUGUCGUUGGUAUUUGGCGCUACUCGAAGUCGAGGCACAAGAUUGAACUGAAAUCGAAGAUCCGCACUGUCGACAACUUCGGUUGCCCAUUGGCCAUUUCUAUCGAGAACGAUUUCGUUCUCUUUGCUUACGACACUAACUUCUUGGCGAUGUUUCACUUCCCGGAGAAUCCACUCAAAGCAUCUAAGCCAAAGCUAGAAAUGAAGAAAGUCUUCAAACGGGGCUUUGAACUUCCCUUCUCUGCCCAUAUGUCUUUGAAUCUACGUUAUCUUCCUACGAUUCAAGAGCUGGCAGUAGCGGACGGAAACGGAAUCAUAAAGCUGUACGGGCCCCUGAAAGAUAAUCUCAAAGAACUGGAAAAAUACGACAGCGUCGCUUCGAUAGACAUCUUCGGCAAAAUAAUCGCAUUCAAAGACGAUAAAAUCGACAUUCUUCGCUACUGA
This is a messenger RNA of Oikopleura dioica, 1098 nucleotides long. The record is from the annotation of a GenBank genome assembly. NCBI's taxonomy places the organism in Eukaryota, Metazoa, Chordata, Appendicularia, Copelata, Oikopleuridae.